This is a messenger RNA of Enterobius vermicularis (human pinworm), 1731 nucleotides long. The record is from the annotation of a GenBank genome assembly. NCBI's taxonomy places the organism in Eukaryota, Metazoa, Nematoda, Chromadorea, Rhabditida, Oxyuridae.
AUGGAGGACUCAACAGAUGUUUACGACCGGUUUAAUCUGUAUGUUUCGCCGGAGAUGUUUUGUAUUGAACCGCUUGAAAGGGACGGUGGUUUUGCGUCCGAUUCGUAUAUGAAAAUUGAUCGAGACUCAGAUGAGAUUUCUUUACAGAUCAAAACAAUCUAUGGUGUAUUAGGGGUCGUGAAACUUGUUUCCGGAUGUGCUUUGAUUACCAUAACGAAUGCCAGGCUUAUGGGCUCAAUUAAUGGCCAGGAUAUUUGGCUUAUCACCGAUACUGAAUUAAUUCCAUACAAAAGAACUACACUACAUUUAAAUGAGCGACAGAGGUGGUAUAACAAGCAUUUUACGGAAAUGAUACAGUUGGUUCUUGCCACAGGUGGUUUUUAUUUUUCCCGUUCUUUCGACCUGUCACAUUCAUUGCAAUGGUUAGAGGAAAAUACAACCCCCAACUUCAAACAGCAGCCUAUGAUGGAAAGAGCCGAUAAACGUUUUGUUUGGAACCGGUAUCUUAGUGCUCCUUUGACUGCCCGUCCUGAAUUGCGCCGUUAUGUUCUUCCUGUUAUUCAUGGGUUCUUUUCCUGUAGACGAUGUGUUAUUGGUGUGCACGUCUUCCAUCUUAUUCUUAUUUCAAGGCGUUCUGUCUAUAGAGCCGGUACGCGCUUUUAUAUGCGGGGAUCUGGAGUUGAUGGUAAUUCAGCAAAUUUUGUUGAGACGGAGCAGAUAAUACAAUAUUUAACUUCAUUUUUACAGACUAGAGGUUCCAUCCCGCUUUACUGGUCUCAAAAGCCAAAUCUACGUUGGCAACCAGAUCCGUUUAUGAAGCCAGCUGACGACCAAGUGAAGGCUUUUGUGGAUCACAUGGAAAACCAGCGUUCAAACUACGGGGGCAAGCAUGUAAUUGUUAACCUUGUGAACCAGAGAGGUCGUGAGAAACGUGUUGGAGGAGAACUAGAACGUGUAGUACUGAGAGCUAAUUUGGACUAUGUUAGGCACAACCCGUUCGAUUUUCAUCGAGAGUGCCAUGGUCUCAAUUGGGAUCGCCUCAGCCUUUUAAGGGACCAGAUUCGUAGCGAAAUAAGUGCUUUUGGGUUCUUUGCAUCAACAGGUUCACAGGCAGAAGAUUCUCGGCAACAGACGGGGUUUUUCAGAACAAACUGUAUGGACUGUCUUGAUAGAACAAAUGUCGCGCAAGCAAUGAUAGCUAAGGAAUCACUUCAUGAUCAGCUUGUGUACUUGGGCAUUAUCGAAGAGGAGACAAACCUUGACGACUUUGUUGACUUCGUAAGCGUCUUUAAAAACCUUUGGGCAGAUAAUGGCGAUGAAUGCAGUAAGCAGUAUGCCGGUACUCCAGCACUAAAAGCUGACUACACUAGGGUGGGUAAACGUACUUGGAACGGAAUGUAUCACGAUGCGAUGAAUGCUAUUAUACGGUACUUUAGGAAUAAUUUUGCGGAUGGGUAUCGUCAGGAUGCUAUUGAUCUCUUUCUUGGAAACUUUCGAGUAGAUAUCGAGAAACUUCCCCCAAAUUUUGAAACAACGAUUUUGAAUUUUGACUACCAUGGUUGGGUUGUUUUGGGCGCUAUUUUUGCAGCAGCAAUGAUGAUGCUAUGUGUGCUAGUUGCUGAAAGCAUUGUGGCAACCGUCUUCUGGCUGAUUGUCUUUCUUGCUCUCAUGUUCUUUAUAUACCUAAAUGGUGCGGAGUUUGUCAACGCUCCCAAGUUGAAGACAGAGUAA